CGGUGGCGUGCGACGUGUGGCGGCGGCCGCGCGUGUUUCAGCUGUGGGAAGCGGUCUGAGCUGUGGGUUUGGAAACUACGCGGGACCGUGAGGUGUCUGGGACCAUGAGGUGUCUCGGCCCGCUCCGGCGCGUAGUUUUUUAGGCUUACGCCGCUAAUUGUGUUGUCUCCGCUCCGCCCUGUCCGGGGAGAGGGAAGCGCAGGGGAGGUUCUGGGGGAAAGAACUGGAGCUCCUGAAGGGGAAGAGAGUAGCCGCGGGGGGAGGUGGGGCUUGGAGCGCCUGAGUGCAGGGCUGCAGCCCAGAAUUGGGGAGCAGUCGAGAGGGGAGGUUCGCUAUAGGCUAGGUCCGCACCCGCCUGGAUCGGGGCUGGUCCCGAGGAGCGCCUGGGGCAGCCGAGCGAUGUUUGGGGCCCGGUGCCUGGUCCGAGCCCUGCGCUCCUGUUCCUCCGCUCCCUGCCCGAGACACAAACCUUCAGCGAGACUGAGCGUGCGGGAUGCUCUCGGGGCCCAGAACACGAAUGGGGAGCGCGUUAAGGUCCAGGGAUGGAUUCGUUCAGUCCGAUCCCAGAAGGAUGUCUUGUUCCUGCAUAUAAAUGAUGGAUCGGCUUUGGAAAGCCUUCAGGUUGUAGCAGAUUCAAGCUUUGACAGUAGAGAACUGGCUUUUGGGAGUUCUGUGGAAGUUCAAGGGCAGCUGGUAAAAAGUCCAUCCAAAAAGCAAAAUGUGGAACUGAAGGCAGAAAAAAUUGAAGUUGUUGGAAAUUGCGAUGCCAAGGCUUUCCCUUUUAAAUAUAAAGAGAGGCAUCCUCUGGAGUAUCUAAGACAGUAUCCUCACCUUCGGUGUAGAACUAACACUCUGGGUUCUAUACUGAGGGUUCGCAGUGAAGCCACAGCUGCUAUUCAUUCUUUCUUUAAGGACAGUGGCUUUGUGCAUAUUCAUACUCCAAUAAUCACAUCCAAUGACUGUGAGGGAGCUGGAGAACUGUUCCAAGUUGAGCCUUCAAGCAAAAUUAAGGUGCCUGAGGAGAAUUUCUUCAAUGUUCCUGCUUUCUUAACUGUUUCGGGACAACUUCACCUAGAAGUGAUGUCAGGAGCUUUUACUCGAGUGUUUACCUUUGGUCCAACGUUCCGAGCAGAGAAUUCUCAGAGCCGGAGACACCUGGCAGAGUUUUAUAUGGUAGAAGCAGAAAUUUCUUUUGUUGAGAGUCUUCAAGACCUCAUGCAGGUUAUGGAGGGACUUUUCAAGACUGCAACAACGAUAGUUCUCUCAAACUGUCCUGAAGAUGUUGAACUCUGUCACAAGUUCAUAGCUCCUGGCCAAAAGGACAGAUUAGGACAUAUGCUAAAAAACAACUUUGUAAUCAUUUCUUAUACUGAAGCAAUAGAGAUCUUAAAGCAGUCAUCGGAGAACUUCGUCUUCACCCCAGAGUGGGGUGUUGAUCUGCACACUGAACAUGAAAAGUACCUGGUGAAGCACUGUGGCAACAUACCAGUCUUUGUCAUUAAUUAUCCAUUAGCACUCAAGCCUUUCUACAUGAGGGAUAAUGAAGAUGGCCCUCAGCACACAGUUGCUGCUGUUGAUCUUCUGGUUCCUGGAGUUGGGGAGCUCUUUGGAGGAAGCCUCAGAGAGGAACGGUACCAUUUCUUAGAGCAGCGACUGGCCAGAUUAGGACUAACGGAAGCCUACCAAUGGUAUCUGGACCUCCGUCGAUUUGGAUCUGUUCCCCAUGGAGGUUUUGGGAUGGGAUUUGAACGCUAUCUGCAGUGCAUCUUAGGAAUUGACAAUAUCAAAGAUGUUAUCCCUUUUCCAAGAUUUACUCAUUCAUGUGUUUUAUAGCUGGAAGACUGGUUAAGGAAAAUCAUCCCGUGCCAGAGGUACUGCAUGCGAAUAUGCAUACAGGAGAAUGCAUGUUUGAAUUUUAGAAAUGGAGUUUUCGGUAUGUAAUUGUCAUGCCAUAAGAUAGAGCAUAUGAAAAAUAGAAGUGAUCAUGAUUUUCUUAGAAAGUUGAGAGCAUUUCAUGGAAAGAUGAACUCCCUCAAGAAGAGGUACUUGUGGCUGGUAGAAUCUCAAAUCUAUUAUGUCAAUUAAGAAGAAACGAAGAGACUGAACUGUGGUCUCAGAGGUCCUUUCGAACUCUCAAGACCGGAUGAGAGAGUGUUAUUUUAAUUUGUUUUUAAUCAUUAGAUCACUGCCCUGCGUGACCUUUGAGAACUACUAAUAGCUAAAAAGAAAAUGUUGUUGGAUCUUUUCUCACAUGCCAUUGAUAAAUGCCCAUCUUAUUUUCAUCACUUUACUAGACAUCACAGAAAAAAAUAUUCCUUUCGGGGUCCUAAUUGAGUUAAUAAAGUUACUAUUCUGAAUUGAAACCUUCUUUCAUCAGACUGGGUGAAAAAAGUGACGUUUAGUAACUGUUGAUCUUUAAUUAUAAAAGUGAAUGAGAUGUAUUAAUUAGCUGAACUAAUGACUGUUGUGUUAUAAUUUGUUUAUAGUAGCUGUUUAUAACUUCUCUAAUAAUCAGUAAAAUAGAUUUUUGAUACCUAUGAAUGAAAAAUACAGUUACAUUUUUAAAUUCCACUUGGCCUUUUCCCAGUGAAAUUUGGAAGGUUGGUAUUUUCAGUGCAGAUGAGGAUGCAAAUAUAGCUAAACCUCAAGAAUGGGUGAUUCUGGACUCAAAAAGUAAUACUGUCUUUUAGAGUUUUUGAGAGGAUUGCUGAUUUGGGAGUUCGAGGCUUGACAAUUGUAGCACUUUAUGUGUGUGAUUUUAGACAGCCACUUACUCUGUAUGAGCUCAUACAUCAUUUUCCUCAGAGUUGAUACAACAGUUACCUGAAAGUAGUGUGUGUGUGUUUAAAAUUGUGAAAUGCUACACAAAUUGUUUUAACUUUUAGUCUUCGUUGAGUUACAUAUCUAUGACUUACAGCAAAGUUGUAUACUCAGUAGACUUUGUAUGUAUCAAAUAAUGGUAAACAGCAUGCAUGCCUGAAUAAUCAAUUUUCUGUAUCCCAUUAGGUAAUUUAUCUUAGUUUAUUUCCUAAUGAGUUUGUAUGUGCACUUUAUUUCAUCCUGACUCAAAUCAAACAACUGAAAAGAACUGCAGAACCUUAGAGCUGGAAACCACAGAAGUCACUGAGAUGGUCUCAUGAUCAAACUUCUGCCUGAUGCAGAGAGAUCCUAUGUACCUAGGCAGCCUAUUCUUGGCAAAGUGCUCAGUAUCCCACCAAAUAGCUCAUUCCAUUUCUACAUCUCUCUAAUUGGAGCUUUUGCUGAGCUAAAAUCUACUUCCUUAGAACUUUAAUCCCCUGUGCUUCAAUACCAAGUUUAGGACAGGACAAAAGAGGUAAUUAGGACUUUCAUAAAGCUUGCCUCAAUCAUGGGUUAGACAAUAAAUUCAUUUGUUCAACAAAUAUUAUUUGAGUUUAUUCUGUGCCAAGAACUGUGCUAGGUGCUAAAUAAAUGAUAGUGAAUAAAACAGAAAUGACCCCUGCCUUCAUGGAAUUUACAGUCUAUUAGAGAAGAUAUACAAUCAGUAAGCAAACAAAUGUAUUAUUUCAAAAUAUGACAAACUAUAAAAUUUUAUAAAGAGCAGGGCAAGCAUAGAUAAGCUUGCUAGAGAAGGCAUCUCUGAAAAGGUGAUCUUUUAAUCUUAGACCUGGGACAUAAAUGCAGAAACUAUUCUAAAACAUUCUCAGCAUCAGUCAGUAUUGAUUUGACAUUCAAGUCUUGAUACUGUAUUAAUUUUGUGGAGUGAGAAUCACAAACACUCACAGGUCCCCAACCCGGAGGCACUAAUAUUUUCCAAAGCUAUCAGGAAUCAUGUCUCCAGCGAUUCUUGAGGAACCAGAUAGAAUUCUAAUGUUAACAUGAUGGUGGGGCCUCCUAAAUAACAGUGCUAUAAAGACUAGUGAAUCAGAAAAAACCCAGGUUCCCAUCCCAGUGCCAUCAUGGCUGUAGCUGUGGAACACUAACCAAGCAAGAUCAUCUUUGUGCCCUCCCAUUAUGUCACCUGCAGAACUGUCCUUUCCAAGUGCGAGAAGGUCCUUCUCAAAUAAACCUUGUUCCCUGCCUCUUUGAUAGUCUUCAGCAGUGUAUUUCCCAACUUUCAUACUUACUCGUUCUUUUCCUUUACAUCUGAUCACAUAGUGAGUAUCUGGUUGAAGCCAAACACUUGCCACUCUUAACAAGCCUAAAAAUUUACAUCUUUGGCUCAAUACUCUUAUUUUACUAAUAACUGAACAACAACAAAUACUGAUGUCAGACAAAGAUGAUGAAAAUGUGAAAACUAAGCAGCAACAGCAGGAAAGAAACUUUAAAAUGUCCGUUUGUCAGCUGGUAUGUGAAUAUCAAUUAUAUGAAGCAGCUUCAUAUAAUUGUGUGUUUAAUGAAGAGAAGUGUGGAUUUAAUAGUUGAGGACAGACUGUACUAUGAUAAUAAUCUUAUGGGACAAUUUGUGAGAGAAAAGGUGACUUGAGAGUAUUAAUUUUUAUUUGAGUAACUAGUUUCCAAUGAGGGAAAAAUCAGAUUCUGUUUUCCCAAGAUUUCCAAACAUCACCUCAAAAUAGUAACCCCAGCCACCCAAGAAAGAGUGUAUUUUGAAACUUAGAAAUUGUUUUUCCAUCAUUAAUUUCCAUUCUCAUUUCAAAUUUUGAAGUAGGUGGAGAAAAAUAGUUACUUUCCAUCUGGCUGUCCUUUUGCCUGGGGAAGUUGUGCUUUUUUUCUUUCUUUCUUUUUUUCUUUUUUGGUCUGACAAGAACUUAAUUGUGUGAGUGAUCCAUUCCAGAUCUAGACCUAACUCCCCCACCCUCUGACCCA
Messenger RNA from Ailuropoda melanoleuca (giant panda), 4806 nucleotides. It is a transcript of the gene NARS2, whose product is annotated as asparaginyl-tRNA synthetase 2, mitochondrial. The transcript has 14 exons. Gene Ontology annotation, biological process: asparaginyl-tRNA aminoacylation. Gene Ontology annotation, cellular component: mitochondrion. NCBI's taxonomy places the organism in Eukaryota, Metazoa, Chordata, Mammalia, Carnivora, Ursidae. The record is from RefSeq and is a predicted model, not a curated record. Gene Ontology annotation, molecular function: nucleic acid binding; asparagine-tRNA ligase activity; ATP binding. Bases 400 to 1833 code for a protein of 477 amino acids.